Molecule: messenger RNA, 1155 nt
Organism: Vicia villosa (hairy vetch)
Lineage: Eukaryota; Viridiplantae; Streptophyta; Magnoliopsida; Fabales; Fabaceae
Exons: 9
Coding region: 170-856 (228 amino acids)
Biological process (GO): protein neddylation; positive regulation of ubiquitin-protein transferase activity
Cellular component (GO): ubiquitin ligase complex
Molecular function (GO): ubiquitin conjugating enzyme binding; cullin family protein binding; ubiquitin-like protein binding
Source: RefSeq, a predicted model, not a curated record
AAGCAAAUAAAACCCCAGCUAAACCUUCAUUCUAAUUUCUACAAACUCAUCGAUUCUCCUUCCUCCUCUUCAUAUCACCAUCUUCACUGAUUAGGGUUUCUUCUUUCUGCGCAUCAACACUCAUCGAUUCAACAUUGUUCGAUUAUCAAUUUUUCACUCCGCGACCAAGAUGCCUCGUCCCAAACGAAAAGCGGUCCCACCAAUCACUUCUUCUGACGUCGAUUCUUCUAUUCGUACCGAGCCGAAGAGAACAACUACAAAGCAAUUUGAACGAAUAGAUAACCUGUUUGGGUUGUAUGCAAAUAAAUCAAUGGGUUUGAUUGACCCAGAUGGGAUUGAAGCACUUUGUAAAGAUGUUAAUGUGGACCAUACCGAUGUUAGAAUGCUGAUACUUGCUUGGAAACUGAAAGCCGAAAAGCAGGGUUAUUUUUCUAAGGACGAAUGGCGAAAAGGUCUCAAAUCUUUAGGGGCUGACACACUCCCAAAAUUAAAAAAAGCAAUAAAUGGACUGAAGAAAGAGGUGACGGGUCCAGAAUGCUUUGAGGAUUUUUAUUCCUAUGCAUUUCAAUACUGCCUCACAGAGGAUAAGCAAAGGAGCAUAGAUAUUGAGACCAUAUGUGAGCUGUUAACUAUUAUUCUGGGAUCUGAAUUCCCUUCUCAAGUCAAUUUACUAACAGAGUAUCUAAAGAUCCAAAAUGACUACAGAGCGCUAAGCAGGGAUCACUGGAUAAGUUUUUAUCGGUUUUUUAAAGAGGUAAGCUUUACAGACCUACAAAAAUAUGAUUCCAGUCAAGCCUGGCCAGUGAUCGUCGACAAUUUUGUUGAAUGGUUGAAAGGAAAAGAAAAAGAAAUAUAGUUAUCACCUCCGAGUUUCAGUUUGAAUUUACUCAAACUCCGAUCUAGAAUUCUGUUUGAAGCGGUUACAAUUGUAUAUGGCUGUUGAGUAAUCUGUUUGCAGUUUUCUGCAAAUUUUGUUAUGAUUGAUCAUAUGUGUAACAACACUUCAAUAUAGUGUCAACUGUCAAAGCUAUCUCGAUGCUUGAGUUUAUAGGCCGGAGAUUUUGUUUUUGAGCAAUUUUUGUUUAGUUAUGCCAUUUUUUUCACAUCUUUUGUGUAUGUUAACAAUUUCUGUAGUCAAACUUUCUACAAUGUGUC